AUGGAGGACGGAGGAGAGGGGCGGGGAUCCUCUGGUAUUCGCGGCCCCGCUUCCUUCACGGUGGAGGAAUGGAGGGGUUCUUCCUCCUCCAAGCUCACCAGAACAGCCGUCAUCACCGCUGGCUCCUCCUCGCUCUCGCUUCGAAGGUCCGUCGCCCCCCGGUCUUGGAUUUCUCCCCUCUCCCUCAUCACCACCUCUGAUUCCGGCUGCCGCGAGGUCGCAAUUCCGUGGACUGAAAGUUAAGUUUCAGAUCGGGAAGCCGAUGGGGCGAAUUACGGAGGAAGAUCGUCGAGGCAUUCAUUCCCGAGGUAUGUGCGGUCGAUUAGAAGUGGUUACGUUCUCCGAUGGCUCGUUUGCUUCAGUCCACUUCCCGUGUCGGUUUUGCGUUCUCUAUUUUUACAUUUCUUAAAAUUCCCCAUGUGGCAUAGAUAUACAUAUUUAUUUAUUUUCUCAGUCUCAGAAGCUGUGGUGACUCGAACCUUUGUUCCCUCUUCAUCGUCAAUGCGAAGCUUGUGAAGUCCUUCAUAUCGUGUCUCGGAUAAAUUAUGGAACAUAAUUUUCCCUAAGAAAUUAUGGAUCAUCUUCUAGGACAUAAACACAAAGGCGGGGCUUCCUUUAAAAAAAUAUUUCGGGAAACUGCCUUCUGCUUCGAUAUUCUCAUUCUUCAUAACACACUCGAAGGAAACUUUAAUCAAUAUACUUUAAUUUUUUAGUCGGUUUUUUAUUUCAUGAUACCCUUUUUUUGUGCACCUAAUUCAAAUAUCCUGGUCAUGCACCACGUACAUCAGGCAGCAAAAAACGUCAGAUUUUUCUGAUUUUUUAAAAUGAUUAUAUUUUAUUUUCUUGCGUCUUGUUGUUGGUUGAGUUGGUCGAUAUGGUUUACGAGGAGACGGGGAAUCAAGACUUUUAUCUAUAUCCUUCUUCUUUCGAAUUCUUCUCCUUUUGUCUGUGGUGAUAGAGGAUCCAUGAAAUCUCAUAGCUUUGUAAUGCAGGGGUUUCCUGACAGUGUGACUAGCGAUUAUCUUCCUUUUCAGAUAUGGGACUCAUUGCAGGUGAUGUUUCAAUCUUUUUUUUCUUGGUCUUGUUGAAAUGCAGCAUCCUGUGCACUAAAAUUUAGAUGAUAUGACUUUAGGGGCUUUCUACUUAUAUCCGCUCAAUGCUUUCCACUCAAGUAAGUCCUGAACCAACUCUUCACGUUAUUGAAGGCUCAAUAUGUAGUUUUGGAUAUUUGUCUUUGGUUUCUUUGAGAUAUCAUCUUGUGUGUUUGCUCUAUAGGCUUUGUUGAGUGCUAUUGGUGUUGGUGAGAAAUCUGCUACUGUUCUUGGUGCUACAUUCCAGGUAUGUACUUUCGGUCUACCAGUUUUUUUGGUCAGAUUCAUCCUUUUCAUGGUAUUCAGCUUCUCACCUCCCUCAUACAGUUAGGUCAAGACAUAUCAGAUGAUAAAAGAAUUCAGCCUUUAUAUUUCCCGAGCCUGUAGCAUAUUUUGAUAGAAACAUUUUUUUUGGAUGCGCGAAAACUCUAAUCAUUUUCUGUUGAUCGCAAUACCGAUAACCAGAUCUAGAAACCCAUACCAUGUGUAUCAUAUUGGUGACACGGAUCUGAUGAUGAAGCACGAGCCAGUGAGUACGUGAUGUGAGAAGAAAAAAAUCCAAGGUUCCACUUAAAGAAGUUCUGAGUUGGGCGGAAAGAAUAUAAAGGCGUGAGAGGAAAGUAAUGAAAAUAUGAGAAGCACUAUGGUAUUCCUUAAGAUCAGUAUGUAUUAACAUCAAAUUUUUCAUGAUGCACCCUGGAAGAAAAUUGCUUCAAUUCUUGUGAUUAACAUUAAUGUUGGAGACAUUUACUGCAAGUAGAUCGCCUACACCACGACAGGAGUACCUGAGCAUAUAUGGCCGUCUGAAAAUAUUUCAUCAUCCACUGAAUAAUUUUCUUCGCUGAAACUCAUGUAUUACUAGUACUUUUUAAGAAAUAAUGUGGGAACAUGACAUAUAGAUGAUGGAUAAUAGAAUUUUUGUGCUGUCUAAUGAAUAAAGAUACUCAGCGUCAUCCUAUGACAAAGGUUACUGUGUUUCCCCUCGAAAUUAUCUCCAUAUCCUGUAGGUGAAGUAUCCACGCUUUUAAGGAGGGCUGAUAAAAGCUGACGAGACAUUGAUGUGCUGGGUCCGUACCAUCGAAAAGAUUUUGACUGCUUUAAUUUCAAAAUAGUCGAUAUGUGCAUGAUGAUGACAUGAAAAUUAAAGGUACUUGGAUUUUAGUUUUCUGGAAAGUUUGCGAGUAAACCGUAAUUACUGAUUGAGACUGGGGAACGUUGAGGAAUAUGAGAGUUCAGGGUGAGAAAACGAAUACUACAGCCUGAAACGAUUCUCUAAUACCGAUUCCUGCUGAAGAGCAGACCUGAUUUCCAAACCAAAACCAUUAUCAUUCUGAUUUGUGUUUGCAGUAUUGGUAAGAAAAAAAUAUAAACACAGUGCCAGACCUCGGAGCUACAGAGGUCACCACUUUUAUUGUUUUCAGUCUGAUGGUUUGGUCUUCAAGACACUAUGUGGAACAAUUCUGGAAGCGAAAGUAAAGAUUUGGGGUCACUAUGAUUAGAUGCGUCACUAAAUUAUAGCUGCUGAGAUGCGAACAUGGAGUGCCCUUUUCCCUUGGCGCACGCUACACACCUUCUGUUCGUAUCUCAGUACAUAUAAUUUAGGACCUAAUUGAUCAUGAAUUGAUGGCUUUACCUCGCUGUUGUAAGAAUUUGGGUGUAAGAUAUCUCAUUUGGGAGGAAUAGUAUUUUUUCUUCAUGGUUCAUUUGCACCUCUUCUUUGGGAAGCAGCUUGGUAUCUUCUCUCUUGAAUUUUAUUUUUUCUACCUUGGUAUCUUCUAAUGUGUAGAAUCUUACCAGUGGUUUUUGAGGGAUUUCACUGGGAUGCUUGGUGGUAUCUUAUUCACCUUCUAUCAGGUAAUUAGUCUUUAUUUGACUGUAUGUUUUAUCUUUCACAUUGCCCCUGAACUUUUUGUAUGUAUGGCCUUCUAAGUUUCAUAUUUAUUUGUCCCAUGAAAAUCGUUGAAACUUUUAUUUACUCUUAUAUAAAAAUAGGACACAGUAGCAACAGGCGUAUGGACUAAAAGUUCUGUUAAUGAAAGUCAUGUACAGUCCCUGGUGUACAAUCCAUGUGUUUUCAAUCUUCUACAAGAGCUUGCAUAAAACUCUUAAUCUUUCAUUUGAUUUUUUUCCCUCUUAUGAUGCGUACCUUCAUUGCAAUUAUUUUUGCUUAUUUUUCCUUAGCCAUUGAUUUCAUAUGGAACAUCAAAUGUAGCUCAAUAUUUUACAGCUUUAAGCCUUACAGACUUUAGGUUUUGAUAUUUUUCCUUUCAUCGUUUUUUUGAUGAAUAGUCAGUUCUCUUCUCUUUCAGGGUUCUAAUCUUGAUAGCCAUGCCAAGAUGUGGCGCUUAGUUGCAGAUUUUAUGAAUGACAUUGGUAUAUUCUUCAAUCUUUUCAUCUGUAUAGUUAUUUUAAUUGUGUGUACCUGUUUUUUUAAUAAAUUUUAGUAUUAAUGAAUAUAACUUAUAUUUUUUUCGAUCCUCAUUAAUCUAAAGCAAAGAAUUCACGGUUUUGCCAGCUAUUCCUCUGCUUCUCGGGAGCUUGAAUUUAUGAAAUAUGAAUUUUGAAUUAAAUGAGUUUCAAGAAUUCAGAUGAUUGAACAUUUGUGUUGGAGAAAAUAUGGUCACGUGAAACAGUAGAAAAUCUUAAACUCUGUUGUCAUUUGAUCGUCAAAUUUGCCAAUGGAAGUUUAAAUCUUUGUGGGUUUUAAAUCAGUGCCGGUGGUGCUAACUUCAAAACGUUGCAUAUUUCAUAUAUUCUUACAACCGAAAAUUCGAAUUUACUAUGAGACGUGCCGUUGGGAAUUCUGAUUAUUCCCCUGCCGACAAGGGGGUUGUCUGUGGGCAGGCAUCUAGACUAGAAUUAUUACCCAUGACAGUGGUCCAUAACAGGAGAAAUACAAUAUCCAUCCUAGCAAGGCCUGAGCUCAAAUUAAGCUAGACAGACCUCGCGCUACAACAUUAAACAAUGCGACGUUUUUUAACUGUCAGUGAUCCUUCUUGGGUAGACCUAAGGUUGGCAAAAAAUAUUGUCUCCUCGUUAACGUUAUGGUCGCAUCCUUAGGAACUUGCUGGGCCCAGAGAGACACUGUAGCUUGUUGAAAGCCCUUAUGUGCCCCAGGCUUUAUACACUAACUUUUCCAGCUACUAUUUGAGGUGUCUGAGAUCAUGAUUUAUUGUGCUCUUAGCUCCAUAUUCAGUUGACUCUGAGUUAUUCUGUUACUAAUCACUUUCUUGACUUAGAACCUUAGUGAUGAUAUGCACUUUCCUGUAAAUUUAAUCAUUUUGAUUACUUCUCUAUGUGUUUCCCCUAUCAGACGUCUGCGAAAUUUCUUACCGCAUUCCUUUGAUUUGGCUGCAGGAAUGCUGAUGGAUCUUAUUUCUCCGUUAUGGCCCUCUGCCUUGAUUGCUAUAGUUUGUCUUGGGAGCUUGUCAAGAUCAUUCAGUAUGUCCUAUCUAUUCUCAUCACCCUGAAAGCUUACACGUUCUCUUCUGCUGUGAAGAUUUCCUUUAUCAGGAUAUUUUAAGAAAUAAAUACUGAAGUAUUUUUUCUUUCAUUUUAUUUACUGGGCUGGAUGUGACAAGCGACACCUACGAAAGUCGAAGAUUUCUCGGAUAUUCCUUGUAGCUCAUUGUACUUUUGAUAAGUAAGCUGUAUCGUGCUUUCUUCAGGGGAAAAAAGCCAGUAACCUAGCCUUCCUGAAAUCAGUUUUGGAUAUGCCGCAGUGAGAUCCCAAUUGAUUUAUAGAAACUGAGAUGAUAUUUCUUAGGUUCUGCUUCUCAUUUUUAUUUCUAUGUCAGUGAUGAUGAGAGGAACCUACAUCUUGAAGUUUGAAAAAUUCCUUCCAGAGACAUCUAUCUGCUUGGACUUACCUAGUUUCAUGAACCAACUGCGGUAUCUGGUAAAAUUAUUUAAAAGCUGUCCUCCCUGCGAACUUUUCGUUUUAGCUAACCCUCAGUCUGAGUUCCUAAUUUUGUAGGAAAAGGGCAAACAUAUAUGUCAUUAUUGACGGUUUUGGUGAGAAAAAGAUAAUUUUCAAUUAUGAAUAUUGUAUGCACCCUAAUGGGACCAGCAGCUAUGAAGUGCUCUGGAACCGUCAUCUAAUUUUCCAGUGGGGCGAAUCGCACCCAGUACACAGCUUUGAAGUGAGUGCCCAUGCAGGAACUAAGCUCUGCUCAGGCUGUUGUCUUCUUCUGAGUCCCUACUUAGUAUUUGAUAAGAAACUUAUACAUAAAGCCCUCAUAACAGUCUCUGCUCCAGUUGGGAUGAUGUGGUGGAUAUUGGAGCUUGUUCUCUGGUCACAAUACCUCAACUAUUUUUCUUGUAUUAGUUUAUUUGCCCACUUCGUAUCAAACUCACAGAUCAUGAGCUACAUAUAUUUUUACUCAGCUUUGAAAGCAAAAAAAAAGCUUGACUAGGCGCCUUCUUUUGUCCUAACCCCUUCGUCUCACGUCCAUGAUUAGCUGGUGUUGCUAGUGGAGCGACCAGAGCUGCUUUAACCCAACACUUCUCCCUCGAGAACAAUGCUGCAGAUAUUUCUGCCAAGGUCUGAGGAGAAUUUCCAUUUUCUGACAAAUCCACCACCGAAAUAUGAUGAACAUGCGCGCAUUAAUUGGCCCAUAAACGCUUUCGGAAAUUUGGCAGGAGGGGAGCCAGGAGACGGUUGCAACAAUGGUGGGUAUGGCAUUAGGGAUGCUCCUUGCUCAGGUUACAAGGGGGCGGCGUCUGGUCAUCUGGCUCUCCUUCCUUUCCUUGACUGUAUUUCAUAUGUUCGGUGAGUGAUCCCCAUCCAGCCGUCGGAUAUGAUCCAUUUUCUGUACUUUCAUUGCACACAUCAUAAUUUAAUUGAAGCAUGUGGAUUUACUAAUCAUGGAGAAAAUAUUUAGUCAAGCACUGUACAUUUGUCUUGCUCCUUUCCAGCAAACUACAUGGCCGUUCGAUGUCUCUCCCUGACGACGCUGAAUGAUGAGAGAAGCUGGUUGCUCCUGAAGCAUUUCAUGAAAACAGGAGAAGGUAAUGCUUCAGAUUCUUGAGCUUAAUUUUUUCAAAGAUGGUGUGGUCGCAUGUUGGUUAGUGGGGAAGAAAUUUCUGCGAAGUAUAGGCAUAUAGAUUACAACUGAGGUUAGGACCAAGCUAGAAGAGCCCUCCUCUCUGCCAGAAGGAGCUGUAGGAAGAAGCCUGAGCAGGAGAAGGACUCUGUCACCUGGUGCUGAAGGAAAGAGCAGUCACUCUCUUUGUCACUGGCCAGCGGGAGAGGAAGAGGAAGUAGAAGAAAACGGCAGAAGAAGAAUAAGAAGGCGGCUAAAGGAAAGAGUAGCCAUGCUCUCUGUCACCGUCGUAGGGUUUGCCCUUCCCCAUGAUAAGUGGGGAAGGUGGGUAAAAAUGUCUAUUUUGCUCAUGAAAGAAGACUAAUGCCUGAGGGUGUUAGUAUCUUUCGGAGAAUGCCACCCCGUUCCCUUGGUUCACAACGAGGAGGUAAUACAAGGCAUUAAGAGUCCUUCACAAAGUAAAAGGACCCAAGGCAGCCCAUUUUAGACACCAAAAACAGUCCAUUUUAAGAAACCCAAGCCAGGGUUGAUCCCAAGAUCAAACUAGAAGUCACACUUGUGAGAAAAAAAAACCUUUUAACACCAGUCCGCGGGCUUAGUGAUUUAGAUCUAAUGUAGACUUAUGCAAGCCUCGUACUCAGUAGUAUAGAGCCAAUAAAACCCUAUGUCGCCCUCAUGUCCAGUGGCUUAAAUCAAUAAGACCUAGAGUGAACUUGGGUCCAAUUAAGACUUUAAACAUGCCAAAUUUGAUAAAUGUAUAUAGAUGAGCUUCAUCCCAAAAAUUUGGCAAAUGGACCACUUCUCAUGAAACAUACUAAAGUAGGUAUCAUCUCAUAAUUAUCUCCAAGUUGGGCUUAUUCCAUAGUCAUGAAAAUUGCAUGAUCUACAAAUGAAGGCAUUCACUUUAUAAUUUUUUUGAAUGGGCUUCAUGUUAUAGAGUCAUAAAUUGAGUCUAUCCUAUAAAUUUAUUGAAAAUGCUUCGUCCCAUGAAUCGCAAAUGGGCUUCAUCAUACAAUUUUUUUGAAUGAGUUUCAUACUGUAAACUCGUAAAUGUGGUUUCAUUCCACAAAUCACAAAUGAGCUUCGUGCUAAGGACUUCUCGGAUAUGCCUCAUCUUACAGUCUCUCAAAUGGUCUUUCAGUUCCAUGAAUCAUAGGUCGGCUUCAUCAACAAGACUUGGUGAGUGAACUUUAUCUAUUCCAUGGACACCAAAUGAGUUAUAUAUCCCAAGAAAUUCUCAAAUAGGUCUCAUUCUAAAAGCUUGUCAAAUGAAAUUCGUCAGAUAAAUUCAACAGUGAAUGGGUUUUAUCUCAAAAUCUUGUUGAAUGGGUCCUACCUUGUGGGCACUCAAACACAUUACAUCUCAUAAACCAUAGAGGGGGGUUUAUCCCAAAAGCCAUUCGAAUAUUUUCAUUUCAGACAUUGCACAUAUAGACAGAACUCUAAAAUUUUAUAUCUAAAUCUGUUUUAUCUGACAAACUCUCAUAAUGUGUUUAUCUUUUAAACGGGAGGACUGAGAUUUAAACUCCUAAUGAACUUCAUUCCAGAAAUUUUGAAGGGCUUGUGAGCCUCAUCCGAAUUUGUACAUGGUUCAUUGAUUUUUGAAUUUUUUGAAUUUAGUGAUAUUUUAUAGUAGAUAAACAACGAUGUUAUUUAGUUAAAGUGGUUGUAAUUUAAAAAAGGCUCUGAUCAGCGGGCAAGAUCCCAAUCUGUACUGAUCCAGAAAGCAAAAUCGAUCAAAAUGGGCAAAUUCCUUUGAAAAUUAAAGCCUGGUUUCUGCCCUUUCAAAAAAUAGGGUUCAUAUUUCUAACCGCCUUCUGCCCUUCUUCUUGCCCCAUAAAAGUCCUGUCACCACAACAGGUCUCAGCAAUGGAGCACGUAUUCCCCAUCUGGGCAAGCUUAUGGAGCUCGGCGCCAGAGUUUCUCCACAAACGCGUACGCUUGGGCAUCAGAGUUUCCUCUCUGAGCCACUCUGAUGCGUGAGCAAUCCUCACAUUUUCUUUGAUGUUAUAUCUCAUACUACAUUACUUGUCCAAAGUGGGUGACUGGCUUCCGAUCUCUUCGAAUCAAUCAAUACCGGACAGGAUGGAGCUCCAGAGCCUCUCGAGUUCUCACUACCGGAGAGGUCCUUCUCCGAUCUCAGAUCCUGAAUUCUCGGAAGAAAGAAAGAUUUCUUCUAUCUCACGUGGUUUAGCUGGAAUUUUGUGUCGAUUAUUAUUUUGUUCAGAGAAGUAUCUUCUCCUGGAGAGAAAAGGGUGGAUCCGCGUGGUCAUGCACAGGCGAUCUACGCCAGGAGACGUUCUGCAGUCGUUCGUCCACGGGCUUGUGGUGGCGAGACUGGCGAAUGAAUCGAAGGCUUUGCAUGCGGAGAGCUGUCAGUGGAUGAGCAGAUACUACCCGGUCUUCAUCAGCAAGGUCUGUAAUUAUUUCUAAUCCCUGUUCCUUUUCAGUAACCACAGAUGUUGACCAUGCCACCAUAACCUCAUGUAGCUAGCAUCAAUCUCUCUCUCUCUCUCUCUCUUCUCUGUCUCUCUAUCUCUCCUCUCUCUAUUCGAAUGGGUCUGGCUUUCCAGUACAUGGGCUUCGGCCUAGCCCAUCAUCACCCCCCUUGACUUUCUGGCCUUACCCUUCAUAAAUUCUCAUCAAAUUGGUCGCCAAUUACUCUCACCAUAACCAAGCCCUUGAUCACUUUUCUAGCUACCCCUUUCGUUCACAACAUGCUUAUCCAUUUUGAUUCGAUAAUCUCAACCAGCCCAUGGAUCUGAAUCAAGGGUCGGUUCGGUUUCUCCGUUGACUUGAUGGGCAUCUUCCGAUCUACAGCUUCAGUCGUUGGGAUGGAGUACAGAGCGGCUGCUCUCUCAUUCGAUCAUCUGGAGGGCUGACUGGGUAGUCGACUCGUCGGGUGACAAGCUCGAGUAG
Molecule: messenger RNA, 9055 nt
Organism: Spirodela intermedia
Lineage: Eukaryota; Viridiplantae; Streptophyta; Magnoliopsida; Alismatales; Araceae
Source: the annotation of a GenBank genome assembly